CUGAGGUGUGCUCGCAGUCAGAUAUUGCGAAAUACCCAGGUUUUUUUUCUAUAACUAUAAUAAACAACGUAAUGAAAUUACAUAAUGAAAUCAGUGUCGUGCUUGUACGCAAGGUUAAGGACUGAGAAAGAUAAUGAAAUUAAUGUAGAAGAUUGGUUUAAAAUAUCUGCAAACACAAGAUACAAUGAGUGAACAAAAUGCUAUAAACAUCUUAUUGGUAUUUCUUCACCUUGUUUCAGGCAUCCAAAUAGAAUUUGAGGAUGGAAGCCUAAUUUUUGAUUGGAAACAAACAAUAUCUUCGGAUGGUCCUUUCCAUGUCAUAAUUACCCGUGAUUCACAAUCAAGCGAAAUGUUUACUAUUAACAAUAAGUCAUUUGUCGUCCAUGAUUUACUAAAUUUUUCCUCCGUUUCAAUCAGCGUCAAACAACAGAAGGAUUGGGCAAUAACAUACUACAACAAAACCUUUGAAGUCGCUGUGCUUUCUAGUUCAUCCGGGUAUGAUAAAGUCAUUCACUGGGAAAUGCCAUAUUUUCCAAAGAGUGGAGACAUCAGAAUCUUUCAUGAACAAAGGCCAAAGGAACCUAUUUUGAAAAUUGAGGAUCCAAACGUCUUUUGCAGGAACCCCCAUAAAUACAAAUACAUGUCUUUUCCUGUGAAUUCUGUAUUUGUUAAUUUUACAAUUAUUAAUACAACACUAAAUGAUGCUGGAUUCUAUUACGACAAGAUACAUUUGUCGGAUGUUGCUGAUACCGGUGCGUUUUUAGUCGUAUAUGGUGAGCCUACACGACCUAUCAUUAAUGGACAAUCAAAGAUUAAAGUUGGAGAGCUUGUAAACCUAACAUGUUACAGUAGAUCUACGUCAACUCCAAUCUAUUACAAACAAUUCCCACAAUUGAGGUACACCUGGUUCAUAAAUGGUACAGAAGUCCCCUCAUUUAGAGGAGGUGUCUUUGUCUUCACUGCCAAGAAAAAUCAUCGUUUUAUUCCAAUUACUUGCCAGUCGACAGAAUUCGAAUCCUCUCAGAUGAGCGAUAUAUUUUUUAUUGACGUUGUUGGAAAUGACGAAUAUUUUGCAAAACCAUUAACAACAAUAACAACAACUAGAAAUUCAAUAUCAACAACCGAACGAUUUCUAACUGAUGAAAACUACCUUCGGGUGGAUUCUGGUGAUGAAAUGAAUAUUAUGGUGAUCAUAAUCGUAUUCCUAACAAGCGUGAUUAUAAUUUUGAUAACAUGGAUUCUAUUUAUUAAGCUAAAAAGAGGUAAAAUGUGCAAGAAGAAUCUUAAACGCAAAACAUUAUCAUCACAGUAUCUGACACCAUCAGCAGACUACGGAAACUCCACAUUGUCAAUUAUUUAUAACAGGAAUGGAGCGGAUCAUUAUCAUCAGAUAAACGAGGACAGCACUUCAUAUAUUUAUAUAGAUUUAUAAAAACCGACAUUUUAUGUAUUAAGUGUACAAGUAUUUAGGCCCUACAGCUUUAUCUGAUGUUUUAUGGACUCUUAUACCCCUGUACAUGAUUCCUUACAAACGUAGACGAAUCUUCAACACAUUCAUCUACGUAUGGUAAUUUACUUAAUUCUUAUGAAUAUACGACACAUGUAAUAUAAAUAGUAUUAUGAUGCAUACUUUAUACAGGAUUUCACAUUUAUUAACUUAGAUUUUAAAUUGUGGAUCAAACCUUGACAUACUUUUUCAUCUCAUGUUCAACAAUUUAUGAAUCAUUUUCGGUGAAAAAGAAAUGCAAGUAGGUAGAUGUUGUGGAAAAAACAUCAUCAAACAGCUAUCAUUUGUCACAACGGCCCGAUUUGUGCAUGUCAAUACGUAUCUAAAGCACGACAGUAACGAAAUUCACAUGUAUAUAGGACUAAUGCAUUAUAAAUAGUAUUAUGAGCAUACUCUACACAGGAUUUUAACUUUUUUAUUAACUGGGAUUUUAAAUCGUGAAUCACACCUUGACAUACUUAUUCAUCUCAUGUUCAAUAAUUUAUGAAUCAUUUUCGGUGAAAAAGAAACGCAAGUAGGUAGUUAUAGUGGAAAAAAUAUCAGGUAGCUAUCACUUGUCACCUCGGCCCAAUUCUUUUGCGUUCCAUUACACGUCCUACAGUAUUAAAUUUAUAUGUAAAGUAUUUAUAUGUUAAGUUAUGCUUGUAAUAACAACAUAAUCAAAUAGCAUGUAAAAAGUCAAACAUAAAAACACAUUAUAUAUUAUAACACGUUUAAAACAAUAUAUUUUUAAAUACCUAAGCGAAGCGACAGAAAACAAUAUGUUUUAUAUUAAAUACUAAAAAAAUGAGAGAACGUACAGUAAGUGCUCCAGAGCAAACACGGACCUCUAAAAUAUGCGAGGUGUAUAGAUAUGUCUAUUUUUAUUAUCAAAGUUUGUUAUAUUUGAAUAAAAACGAUUUCAUACAUAAAAGUACUGGUUUACUUUGACUUCAUAUCAGUACAAACUCAUUUGUAUAUGUAUUAUUUGAAUAAUGUAUUUCCUUUAAAAUUAUUUCAAAAAUUGACAUUUGUUGUCAUUUUUUUUAUUUCAUACAGAAUAUCUUAGACAUAUAUUUACCUUCAGUCCCUCCCCCUCCCCCUCCCCCCCCCCCACACACACAUAUAUUCUCCAUUUAGUAUACGCAUGUCCAUCUAAAGGAAUUGUCUCCAAGAAUUUCUUUGAAACACUUUGUCUUGGGUUGAGAAAGUUGCAUGUCACAAAAAAUGUAAAUGUAUCUGUUGUAUCUUAUCUGUGUCGAUUUGAUAAACUCAUUGUAGAAGCUCUUUGCAAAUAAAAAAACACAAAAAUUAUUGCUAUAUGUAAUAAAGGCAAAUACAUUUUAUGCAUAACAAUACAGGAAGGAAACUUUACAAAAUAUUAGAUACAUUCAGGAAUAAAUCCUAGCACACAAUAGAAAAUUAAAUGUAAAUAAUAGCUUUCAGAAAAGAUCAAAUCAUUAACUGAAAAAAGAAAAAAAAAGAAAUUUUCCAGCAAAAAAUGCACCCGUUCUGACCUGAUCAUGAUAAAUGAAUAACUCGGAGAUGGCUUUAUUCUUAUUAUGUUUAAAGAUCUAAAGAUGUAUUGACUUUCAGUUACGAAAGUAAGUUUUUUUUUCUUAUUUUAAAGGGAUUUCGCAUAUUUAUUCAUGAAAAGAAAUAAUAAAAAAUCACAAGUAGACUAAAAUAAUGAUACAUUCAGCUACCCUAGGUUUAAAAAGUAUAAACACUGGAAUGAAGCGUUCCGAGAAAUUUACAGAUUUAAAUGUGAGCAAUGCCAUGUAUUCCACUAACAUUAAUUUCGAACCCAUAGGUUAAUGUACUCCCUUCGGUAUAAGAUGUCAAAAUAUCAUUAUUAUACUUUGGUUGUCAGUAAAAGUCUAUAAAAAACUUUAUUCACACAAAAUACACCUUAAAUCAUUUCUUAAAUGUUUGUUUACAUCAUCUGUGUCUAUUGAAGGCACCGUCAAUUGAAAAAAAAUUGAUUACUUCAUUAUAUAUACAUGUAUAAGCUGAUUGCAUACAAGUAUUUGUCGAAUUUGAAUGAGCAUGACUUUGCACAGCUUUUUCAUUUCAUGCAGUCAUAUGUGCGACAGAUCACCUUUCCCAAAUAUUGUGAUUUUAAUACGAACUUGAUAUUAUCUCUAUCGCCUACUGGUCUGAAAAUGAGCUUUUACGACAAAAAUAAAGAAAAAAAUUCAUCUGUACCGAUCCGAUAAUUCAUUUGCUUAUGCAUUUCUACUGCAAUAUAGUAUUUUUAGCA
This is a messenger RNA of Saccostrea cuccullata (small rock oyster), 3749 nucleotides long. RefSeq lists its product as uncharacterized. NCBI's taxonomy places the organism in Eukaryota, Metazoa, Mollusca, Bivalvia, Ostreida, Ostreidae. The transcript has 8 exons. The record is from RefSeq and is a predicted model, not a curated record. The coding region runs from base 185 to 1432 and encodes 415 amino acids.